This is a messenger RNA of Dracunculus medinensis (Guinea worm), 774 nucleotides long. Lineage: Eukaryota; Metazoa; Nematoda; Chromadorea; Rhabditida; Dracunculidae. The record is from the annotation of a GenBank genome assembly.
AUGCUAAAAUUCUUCUUUGUUCAUCAAAUUUUUCUUAUUGCUAUUUUAAAUGCUAUUAUGCCAAUCGCGGAUCAGUAUUUCUUAAUGAUUGGUGAUCUUUGUUGGCAUUCAAAUUGUCUUCGUUGCUGUGAUUGUCAAUGCACACUUCAAGCACAAACUUCUUGUUUUUACAAAGAUGGACUUGUCUUUUGUCGCGAAGAUUACGUUUUGAAAUUUUCGAAAAGAUGCGGUCGAUGUAGUUCAAUACUCGCAUGCACAGACGUCGUCAUGCGAGCACGUGAUGUUGCUUUUCAUCUUCAGUGCUUUACUUGUAUAAUUUGUUCUAUUCCUUUGCGGCCAGGAGAGAUUUUCGCGAUGUGUGAGAAUAAAAAUCUAUAUUGUCAAGAUUUUGCACAGUCUCCUCGUUUCAAGUUAUUUCUCUGCGAACGCAUAUAUGUUUUUUCAGCAUGUUGUGAAGAUGAAGGAAUCUCUCAGUCUAAUAGGUCAAAGCGAAUGCGCACCAGUUUCAAGCAUCAUCAAUUGAGGACGAUGAAAAGCUAUUUCAAUUUAAAUCACAAUCCGGAUGCAAAAGAUCUCAAACAACUUUCGCAACGAACUGGACUUUCAAAGCGAGUUUUACAAGUAUGGUUCCAAAAUGCAAGAGCGAAAUUCCGACGCAAUAAUACUCGAAAUCGAGAUUUAGCCAGUGUUUCACCACGCGGUAAUCAAAUCAACGAUAUUCAAGCCACUAGCGAACAGGUAGAAUAUUUUUUAAAAAUUUUCUGGAGCAAUUAA